AUGGCCACGUCGCCGCGGCCGCGGCGCGUCGCUGCCUCCGCGCUGCACGGCUCGCUGGUGCUCAUCGCCGAGGGCUACGGGUCCGCGCGGGAGAAGGCGGACCGGGAGAUCGCGAGCCUCGAGGCCGGCCCGUCGCCCGGCUACGUCGACGCCCUCGUGUCCAUCGUCUCCGCGCGCGGCGACGACGCCGCGGGCCCGCACGGCCCGCGCGCGGCGACGGCCGCGCGGCUGCUCGCGUCCAUCUGCCUGAAGAACGUGGCCGCGAAGCGCUGGCGGCCGCAGCGGGGCCGCGGCGAGCCCCUGGACGAGGACGAGAAGGCGCGGUGCCGCGCCUGGCUCUGCUCCGGCGAGCGGGGCGGCGCGCUCGAGGAGCAGGACCGCCGCGUCGCCGCGCAGCUCCGGCUCUGCCUCCGCAAGGUCGUCAAGGCGGACUGGCCCCGGGCCUGGCCCGAGGCGCCGCGGGGCUUCCUGGAGGCCUACGCCGCCGGCGGGCGCCUCGCGCGCGAGAGCCUCAUGAUGCUCGGCGCCGUCGUGAAAGAGCUCGCGCGCAAGGUGCUGCCCGGCGACCGGCGGGCCUUCGCCGGGGCGUCGCGGGAGCUCCUGCCGCCGCUCGCCGCCUUGCUCGAGACCGCGGCGUCGUCGCUGCUCCAGGCCGCCGCCGGCGGCCGCGAGAACGACGACGAGGCGCUCGAGGCGACGGCGGUGCUGUGCAAGACCGCGAGCCGGCUCGCGCUCGCGGCGGACCUGUCGACGGAGCACGGCGGCGCCGAGGCCUGCUACGGCGCCUUCCUGCGGCUCGACGUCCUCGCCUGCGAGGGCAACGGCACCGCGGACCCGCGGUGGCGGCGGAAGCUCCAGUGCGUCGUCGUUCCCGCGCGCGCGUUCGCGCGCGACGCGGCGGCGUUCGCGCGCUUCGCGGCGCCGUUCCUCGAGCGCGCCGUCGACGCGCUGGAGCGCACGCCCCUCCACGACCGGCUGACGGCGGCGGGCGCCGUCGCGCGGCUCGAUCUCUGCGGGACGGCCGUGGACGCGGCCGCCGACGUCGACGCGUGCGGCCGCUUCGUCGCCGCGGGCGGCCCGCGGCUCGCGCGCUGGUGCCUCGAGAGCGGCGCGCUGGCGCUGUCCGUGCACGAGCUCGCGGAGUGGGAGGACGACGCCGAGGAGCACGCGCUCCGCGCGGACGACGCGGACGACGCGCGGCCGCGGGGGCUCGACGGCGACGACGACGGCGGCUUCGACCGCGGCGACGUCGACGACGGCGGCGACGAGCCCGGGGGCACGGGCGACGGCGCGCGGAGCGUGCGCGCCGCGGCGGAGCGGCUGCUGCUGGGCCUGCUGGACGCGUCGCGGCGGAGCCCGCAGCCGUCCGGCCUCGAAGCCGCGGUCCUGGACGGCGCGGUGGGCGCGCAGGCCGCGGAGGCGCUCCUCGGCGCCGUGGACCGCGUGUCGUCGUCGCCGGACGCGUUGCGGCGCCUGGGCAAGGAGGAGCUGGCCCACUUCCGCGGCUUCUUCGCCCGGGCGGAGGCGGGGCUCCGGGCCGGCGGCGUCGCCGCGGGCGCGCUCGCGGACGCGCUGCCCGACGACGCGCCGCAGCGCGUGCGCCGGUGGAUCGGCGGCGCCCUGCCCCGCCUGCUGCGGGGCCUGCGGAACGCGGCGCUGGCGCCGCCCGUGGCGCUCCACGUCAACUUCUCGACGCGCGUCGUCCUCGCGGCCGUCCGGCGGCGGCUCUACUGGUUCGCGCGCUGCUGGGCCUUUUCGCUCUACGACGCGCCGGAGCUCAUCGCACUCGUCUGCGGCGAGGCGAGCGCCGACGCGGCGGAGGGCGACGCGGCCGUCGCGCUCGGGGCUCUGGAGACCGUCCGGUGCUUCUGCGGCUUCGCCGCGUUCUCCGCGGAGAGCGCGGCGCUGCCGGCGCUCGCCGCCGCCGUGGGCCGCGCGCGGACGUUCGCCUUGCCGGACCACGUCGAGGUGGCCCUGCACUGCGCCGAGGCCUGCGGGCGGCGCGCGCUGGGCGCCGCGUCGGCGACGCCGGCCGUCGCGGUCGCCGUCGCGGAGGCGUUCCUCGGCCACGUCGAGGCGCUCUACGCCGAGGCGACGGCGGACGUGCCCGCGCCGCCGUCGCUCCUGGGCGCGCUGGCCGACGCCGCGCGCGUCGGCGUCGUCGCGGCGCGCGCGGGCGGCGCCGUCGGCGCCGUCGUCGACCGCGCGGCGGCGCUCGUGUCGGCGCUCUGCGACGCGGCGCGCGACCCGGAGCUCUGCUGCGCGGGGCCGGGCCUGCGCCUCUGGCUGGAGCUCGUGCGCAGCUUCGACGGCCAGGCGCCGGUGCCCGCGUCGCUGAGCGCGCUCGCGCGGCUCGCGCCGGCGCUCGUCGCGCCGCCGCGCGACCUCGCGCUCGCCGUCGACGUCUGCCAGGUCGUCGAGGCCUACUGCGUCCUCGGGCCCGAGCGGCUCCCGCGGGAGAGUUUGGACGCCCUCGCGGGGCCGCUGGCGGCGCUGGCGGGCGAGGUCAACUGGCGCGCGAACCGGGACGUCGACAAGUGCCUCGAGGCGUCGCUGGCCUGGUGCCCGGCCGUCGCGCUGGCCGCGCUGGGCCGCGACGACUUCAAGGCCAUCAAGCUCCUCGCGCGGGACGCCCUCGAGGCGCGCGUGCCCGACGCCGUCAGGGCGCAGCACCUCGCGGUGCUCGCCCGCUGCCUCUGUCGCGACGCCGCGGCCGUCGCCGCCGCGCUGGGCGAGGGCCUGGCGCUGGACAUUCUGCGCGCUUUUUUGGACCGGGCGCACGUGCGCGGCGACGCGCUGAGCGUCGACGACGUCGCGCGGGCGGCGCCGGGCGACGGCGUCCGCGUCCACCGCGCGAAGAUGGGCGCGCUCGCCGCUUUGCGCCUGGCCGCGCUCGGCGACGGGCUGUUCCUAUCGCAGCUCGACGCGACGCUCACGCUCGUCAACGAGGCGCUCCGGCUCGCGGCGGCGUCGACAGAAAACCCAACGGCCGCGCCCGUGCACCUUGCGCGCGCUCCGCGCGUCUCGGGCCGCGGCGACCGCGCGGACGGCCUCGACGGCGUCGCCGAGGUCGGCACGGACGACGACGACGACGCGGCCCUCGUCUUCCCGCUGGACACGCUCUCUGCGUGGCGGGUGGGCCACGACUGGGCCCAGGUCGACCUCGCGGCCGUCGCGCGCCAGGCCCUCGCGGACGCGUCCGCGCGCGUCGGGCCCGCGGCGUUCCGCGAGGCGCUCGACGCCGUCGACGCGGCGAUUCUCGGGCAACUCGGGUUUAAGUAG
Aureococcus anophagefferens is the source of this 3282-nucleotide messenger RNA. RefSeq lists its product as hypothetical. Gene Ontology annotation, biological process: protein import into nucleus. Gene Ontology annotation, cellular component: cytosol; nuclear envelope. The coding region runs from base 1 to 3282 and encodes 1093 amino acids. The transcript has a single exon. Gene Ontology annotation, molecular function: small GTPase binding. NCBI's taxonomy places the organism in Eukaryota, Pelagophyceae, Pelagomonadales, Pelagomonadaceae. The record is from RefSeq and is a predicted model, not a curated record.